AUGACGGGGGAGGAAGAUGGCGACGUCCGCCUCGAGGCUAUGCUUGCAGUAGAUGCUCUUCUUGAGCUGGACGAGAUGUCCCUUGAAGAUUUCGGUAGUGCCCUGAAGGCAGGCGAUUUGGGCGCAGUGGUCAUUAUACGACCGGACGAGGAGAUAAACUCGUCAUCGCUUCUGGAUGAAGCGGUCUUUGGGGACACCAAGAGAGAGCUGAACUCACGAAGUGGAUCGUCGAUCCUACGGAAUCCCUUAAAUUCGUACUUUCCGUUGGUAAAGGAAUUUAAAAACGUCGUCUUUAAAGACCAGCCUUCGGUCCUACCUCUGGGCCGAGGUGUGCGCCAUGAGAUCGACACCAGUAACUCAAAUGACAUUCUCUACCACGCUGCCAGCGUGAUUCGUCAGAUCAUCUAUUUGGGGAUGGUCCGCAGUGGAUAUGUCUAA
Plasmopara halstedii is the source of this 438-nucleotide messenger RNA. RefSeq names its product reverse transcriptase. NCBI's taxonomy places the organism in Eukaryota, Oomycota, Peronosporomycetes, Peronosporales, Peronosporaceae. The transcript has a single exon. The coding region runs from base 1 to 438 and encodes 145 amino acids. The record is from RefSeq and is a predicted model, not a curated record.